Messenger RNA from Ceutorhynchus assimilis (cabbage seed weevil), 1423 nucleotides. The record is from the annotation of a GenBank genome assembly. NCBI's taxonomy places the organism in Eukaryota, Metazoa, Arthropoda, Insecta, Coleoptera, Curculionidae.
CGUCAACCUUCCAAAACAAAACCACCGACCAAAAGUCAAAACCAUUUUAUGAUUUGUUAUGCUUUUUCGUAAAAAACAAAACUUUUUAUCAUUUUAAAAAAACAGACAAAAUCCUGUAAAACAUUGCCCUGAGCCCACAAGCAUCGUAAAUUCAUGAUCAACCAAUAUCGAGCCCCAAAACUAGAAACAUGGAUACAGGCACAGGCGAGCAAUUCUCCUUGUGCUGGAACAAUUUUCACACUAAUCUAAGUUCGGGCUUUCACAGUUUGUUGAAAGACGAAGACCUGGUCGAUGUUACACUGGCCGCAGAAGGAAAAUUUGUCAAAGCACACAAAACCGUUUUGUCAGUGUGCAGCCCAUUUUUCAAAGACCUAUUUCGAGUGAAUCCUUGUAAACACCCCAUAGUUAUAUUGCCCGAUGUGAAAUACGGAGCAUUGAGGAGCCUUUUACAUUUCAUGUAUCAAGGAGAAGUCAGUGUGAGUCAAGAAGAAAUUCCUAAUUUCAUGAAGGUUGCCGAAAUGUUGAAAGUUAAAGGACUGACUGAUAAUGCUGAUGCUCCAAAUGGAUUCGCAGCAAAAAAAAAUCCAUUUGAGGUAGAUACUCGGCAUGAUAUACAAAAAAGGCAUCAGCAAUCUAAAAAAUUAAUUCGACCAACGCGGCCUUUGAGGCCUUCAGAAAGCCCCAACCCAAUAGUACAGCCAGCUAUUGUACCACUUUUACCACCAAAAAGGCCACAUUUAGAUUCAUCAGGCACACCUCCACCAUCUUCCUCAUCCAUUCAAUUAAACCCUCUGAGUCAACCUCCACCGAGUAUUUCUCCUUUGCAAGAUGAAGCUCUGUCUCUUAUCAAACCAAAAAAUGAACCUUUGGAUGAUGAAGGGCUUCCACAACAUAGCGGAAUGGAUGAAAUGCAAAUGGACUUGGCGAAUAUGCUAGAUACACAACUGAGUGGCGGGGAACCUUCUCCAUCCCAUCAAAUACCACCUUGGCCUGCGCCUGGAGAUAUGACACCUGUUAUUGGUGGAGAUGAAGCAUCACAGCCUGAACUUCAAGCCAAUAAUGAAAAUCAUCAUCUUUAUCACAAACUCCUGACCAUAGAUGGCACAGCUAGACAAUUACGCAGAUUAUGUAAAAAUUGUUAUAAGAAGAUAUCAACACUUCGUGGAAGAAAAUAUGCCCGAACCACAACGAAAAAAGUUAGUACCUAUUGCCCCGCUUGUACGGGGUCUCCUCAUUUAUGUCUGGAAUGUUUCAACUCUCUUCACAAAUCAGUUGUUCUGUAAUUUGAAUUUUUUGAAUGAAGGAAUUAUUUAUUUUGUAUUCAUUUAUUUUUGAUAAAUAAACGGACUUUUGUAAUACGUUUUUUUUGUUAUGAGGUCACAUUUUACUUAUUUUAGUCUAUAAGCUAUGACCUACAAGGCAC